Clunio marinus is the source of this 375-nucleotide messenger RNA. Lineage: Eukaryota; Metazoa; Arthropoda; Insecta; Diptera; Chironomidae. The record is from the annotation of a GenBank genome assembly.
AUGAAAGUGAUAUUGAAAUUCUUUAUCAGAAAAUUUAAAUUAAGAAAUGAAAAUGGUCUAAAUUUACUUUUCAUUACCAUUUUAAUUUGUGUAAUUUUCCGUGGAGUGUCUUGUCAAAAUUCGCGAUCAAAUCGAAAGAAAGGUAAUGGCAAAAACGUACAAAAAUCAUUUGGGAUUGAUAAUCAACGAACGAGUCAAGACCAUAAUUAUGGACUAUCGCCGAGGCGGUCUGGUCAUGGUCAGAGAAAACGAGUGAAGAGUAGCCAACAAAGACAACAUGAUCAUGAGGAUAGCGAGAUAAUUAAGAAUCUGAGCGAGUUGAUGUAUCAACUGACUCACGACUUUAAAGAACGAUUACAAAGAUCAAAACUCUGA